CUUUGCAUGAUCAGAAGCAGCUUUCUAGGAUUUAUUUAUUUAUUAAAUAUAUUUGCAGCCCAUCUCGUAUCCAACAAAUCUGAAUAGCUUAAAACAUAAAUUGUAAGGAAUUAAAUUUGAUGCACAACAAAGACCUAAUUAAAAGCUCAUAUUUCUCCUAAAAUUUAUUUUAUCUAAAGUUGUUAUAUUUGUUUCCUUCUCCCAUCUGCUAUAUUGUUACAACUAAUUCUAACAAAACAUUUAAAGUUCUUUCACUCCUUAUUACUUUUUCAAAAAUCAUUUCCAGAACAAUUCUAUAACUUUUAUUCACACAAAUAUCCUUUAAUCACAUCCUUAUCUUUGUUUCCCUAAAUGGGUUUUAGUGGUUCCUGGACCUAAUGCAUAUUUGUUUCUUUUGCCAUCAAAGUCUCAGCAUUGUUUUGUGUUAUUUUUCUCAUAACUCAGUAUCUCUAUCCUAAUCUUUGACACUCCUCUUUUCACCACUGUAGCCAUUUAAAAAUCCCCAGGUGAUCUACAACUAUAAUAACUCUUCCCUUCUAAUCCUAAUUUCUACCUUCCAAACUGCAUAUCCUUCUUUUCCUGUUCUUAUUUAAUUUGAAAUGUUAGAGGAAAUCUAAAUUUUAGGGGCAUAAGCAUUUAAAAAAAUCUAAACAUGUAGCAGUCCUAAUCAGUUACUUGUAGGCAAUUGUAAAGGUUUUCAAGAUAUUAAAUUCUUAUGUGUAGCAAAGGAAAUUAAUGUAGUUAAUCUGUGAUAAUUUAUGCAGUAAAUGUAUUCAUAGCAUAAAACUAUUUUCUUGCAAUAUUUUCUUGAGAUGUGUGCAAUGCAGGUAAACGAGUUUGAUUCAUCAGAUGAGGAGCCCCUGGAGGAAGAACAGACACCUUUUCAAGUAUCCUGGUUACCCUUAUCACCAGCUUAUUCCCAAUUCCUAGGAAUCAGCUCACUACCAGGUUGUCGAUUCAAAAAUAUUAAAAGAAACCUUCAGAAAGAUAUAGGUAAUUAUCAGUGGUACAGAGAUGAGCUAAAAAGUCACGGGGUGCUCGAUGUAUUUGUACUCUGUACCAAAGGAGAACUCACAAAGUACCGUGUCCCACACCUCAUGGAAACAUACCAGAAUUAUGGGAUUGCUGUGCAUCACCAUCCUAUUCCUGAUGGAGGUACACCAGAUAUUGCCAGAUGCUGUGUCAUUCUAAAUGAACUGAGGAACUGCCUUGAAAGUAAACGAAAAGCCACAAUACAUUGUUAUGGAGGACUUGGACGAUCCUGUCUCAUUGCCGCUUGCCUUCUGCUCCAGAUAUCUGACACCAUAACUCCACAGCAGGCAAUAAACUGCAUGAGGGAGUUGAGAGGUUCAGGUGCAAUACAAACUUUAAAGCAAUACAACUACCUUCAUGAUUUUCAGGAGACCUUGGCUGCCUAUUUGGCAACAGAAAGUGAGCGACCAAGAUCAGUAUCCCGAUAAAACACCCUGAGUUUAGUUACUAUUUGAAAGAAUACAUUGCAUUGUUUUUACUUUGUACAGAUAGUGGAAAAUAAUUUUAUUAACUGUCUGCCAGUUACUGCCUUGACGAAGGAUAUGUGACUAUAUAGCACAAGUCCCUGAAUAAAGAUCCAUCUGCGCAUUUUAUUUUGACAGCGAAUUAUAACAUGUAGCAGAACGCAUAAUAAAUAUUUCUAAUCUUUUUACUUUAUGUCCUUUCCAAUUCCUGUUUAGUUUUCUCUGCUGUGAUAGAUUUUUUUGUUUUGUUGUACUUCUUUAUGCAAUUUAUGGGAAAGUCUCUAUAGGAGAAUCACAUAAAUUUAUAUUACAGCAGUGCCAGCUUUUUGGUGGAGUAUAUUGUAAGACACUAGCAAUAGAAUAUUGUGAGUUGUCCUUCAUAUGUGUUCACUUUUCAAUUAAUGUGUCCCUGUAUACAAGCUUAUGGGAAACCAGAUGUUUCUUCACAAGUAGAGAUGUUCAUGAGCUUGCCUGAAAAGCAAUUCAUUAGUCUCCCUUAAAGCAGAAUAACUUGCAUUUAAGUUUGUCAUCUGGAAGAUCAUUCUAUUAUUACUAUAACUACAGCACCUGCCAACCAGGAUGUUUUCAGGACUAGCAGUCCAACCUGCUACUUAGGAAGUGGCAAAAAAUAUAUUUCAUUAACAAAACAUACAAGGAGCAUGUUGUUGUAUUGCUCUUUGCAUAACAAAAAAUGUAGACAAAAAUACUGCCUCCCUUGUGUUUGGCACAAAUCUGAAUCGGAUAUUCUGCAACAGCAGCCAAUUCAAAUUCAAAAAAAUUUAUAAGAUUGAAGUAGGUCUGCCCCUUGGGGCAAUACAGUUGUCCACUUACAGUAUUCAUUAAAUUUAUAUCCACCACAAUCUAGUGACUUUUGGCAACUUACAUGGUAAAUACAGCAAAAAAAAAAAAUUACACUAUCCAUGGCAUGGUUAGAAUGAAAUUUUUAAAAACCCUGCAACUAAAAAAAAUAAUAAAAAAGAAACAACGCUGCAGUACAUAAACUUAGAAGGAAGCUCUCCAAAAUAAUUUUAACAUUUUUAGGUCAACAAGGAAGCAAAUAGCUUAAUUUUUGUUGGAAGGUUAGUUCAAAACAGUAACACCACCAUGAAGUUCUUUCUAGCUUAGAGCCCUCUUCAUCGUUUAGGAAUUAGAGACUAGUUUAUCUCUGGGUCAGGCAAUUCUGGUUGGAGCAGAUAAUC
Molecule: messenger RNA, 2695 nt
Organism: Ahaetulla prasina
Lineage: Eukaryota; Metazoa; Chordata; Lepidosauria; Squamata; Colubridae
Gene: CDKN3
Product: cyclin dependent kinase inhibitor 3
Exons: 7
Coding region: 813-1460 (215 amino acids)
Biological process (GO): dephosphorylation
Cellular component (GO): nucleus
Molecular function (GO): protein tyrosine phosphatase activity
Source: RefSeq, a predicted model, not a curated record